AUGUAUUCAGAUUUCUCGAAUUACACAUACGACCACGAGAUUGCAAUCUCUGUGGUUCCUUUUGGCCAGAACCAAAGAGAAGGACAAGCGAACGUCCUUCUUAAGGUGACACAGGGCAGGGGACAGAAUGCUCAUAAGCAGGACUGGUCUUCCAUAACAGGCCUUGACCCACCGUUUUUCGAAAAUCAUUUCCAGGUAUGUUUCACACCCUGCUCUAAUUUCUGGAACUACAGCGCUUCACCAAAUAAAUCAUUGAUCGCUGUAGUUCCACCUUUGGCCACGGGCGGCGCUGCUGUCUUUGUUGUCAUUCUCAAACCAUCAGCUGAGAGGAUGUCAAACAUAACCAGCCCUCAGCGGUUUUCAGGAACCUUUGACCACUUUUACGAUGGGCAUUAUGAGCCAGAUAUUAGCACCCAGAUGAAGGUGCCAAAGAGAAUACGUGUGACAGGUGAUAAUGAGGACGACCCAACAGUUAACUGGGCUCGGUACAAUGGAGUUAAUGAGAAGUUCGAAAUGAGUGUUCCAGAUCGAAUUGUUGUGGCAGGUGGAGAGCAGCACAUAGGAACACGAGGAGUUCCCCGUGAAGUUGAAGUAGAGAAGUCAAUAAUGCCCACACCUGAUCCAGUUCAGUUCAGAGUACAGAAUGUACACCACCCCUCACCUGAGCAUCUCUCUUGGAGGACCCCACCUCGCACAAUUACCCUCGACAGCUACAACUACCCUGGAGUUGAUGAUAUUUCUCCGACUGAGGACAAGGAAAGCAGCACCCCAGGGUCAGCUCCCACCAUCCUCCCUCGCGGCUCCAACUCAGUCAUGCAUGCUGUCAGUGACCUGGAUCUUGGGCGUGACACAGGCACUCCUGGCAUAACAACAGACCUGAGCCCAAGCGAAGAGAUCUCUCUCCUCCGGCGCCAGGUUGGGAGGCUAAACCGGCGGGUGAUGGCUCUAGAGCUGGACACACAGCAACGCGCACACCGGGAAAUGAUAAUGUAUACUCUUGGCGUUGCAUACUUCCUCAUCAAGGCCAUUCUCUGGAUCAACAGAAACUGAGCGACAGGAACAAGGGUUUAAAAAGUCAUCAGUGGUAAUAAAGGUAAUAUUCAUUUUGGUGCUGCUGGAGGAAGUUUGAAGCUUUAGCUGUAGUUUAAACCUGCAGUUAGAGAUGCUGCAGGAAACAGCCAUUGCUUUGUCUCGUUCCUACAAGAUGAAUUAUAAUUUUCUGCAUCUGCUGUAUGAUUAUAAAACCAGUUGGAGUGACAUCAUCUCCUGUAAUUGUUCCAGGCAGAAAUUUUUACAUAAGAGUGGCACAUGUAAGUCUUAUACCUAAACUUUUUAUUAUUAUUGUACAGCAAGCUAUGAUUGUGAUGAGCCUUUAUUAGGCUAGUAAUAAUAUAAACAUCAUGAGUAUUUAGCUCAGCAAUAUUGUAAUCUUUUAAAAGGACACAAUGUAUAUUUUGCUUCACACUUUUUUAUGUAACAAACAGCUGGAAGUGCAUCAUAAGCUAAGGAAAUAUUGUAUGUAAUAUGCAUAGUUAAUAUAGCUAGAUGUAUCUGUAUUUUCCUUUGUUUUUCAUUUGAAGCAUUUGCAUAAAAAUAUUUACCACAGAUUGUACUAUAUUUUCAAACAACAUGGUUCUUCCUCAUAUUGGCCAGUAAGUGACAAAUUGAUGCCAUUAGUAACAGAGAAAAUACAGUAGGUUUUAUUACCUUGUAUAUUUUUUCAGUCAAGUGAUUUUUACAGAAUCAUUCUCUUCGCUUUUAUGAUACAAUUUAUUCAAAUAAUGUGGCUGUAUGAUUGGUAGAUGAAUCGUGAGCACUCCCAGUGGUGUAUUCAUCCUGAGUCGUCGGGACCAAAGUUGGCAUCGGAAAAUCAAAAUUUGACUGAAAACAUUGCAUCAGUUGAUGUCAACAAAGCACCUCCAAACAUCCAGACAAGGGGAACACUGUAAGUUAUUAAGACUGUUAUGGACAUAUCUAAUUUGGAAUAAGCCCAAGAGGCAUGUGACUGCUGCAGUACAACCCUUUCAAGGGAAAAAAAAGAGUGGUUAAGUGAAAUAUAAUCUUGAAGGACUGAUUAUAUGUUUUUGUUUCAAUUUUUCUCUCUCUCUUUCUGAUGCAAGUGGGUGGUUGUGAACUGAUUUCCUUCUUCACUAGUCAGUAUUUCAUAUAGCAUGCAUCUUGGUACAGCUAAAGAUAUUGUUCAUAGGCAUAUGUCUCAAAAGUUCUAAGUGGUGUGAGAAGGAUUGUUCUUGCAUACUUCAGCCAGGUCUGAUGUCUGAAUUUUGAUUGUUCUCAGGGGAAGCGCAUAUUUUCAAGCAUUUGGCAGUGUGGAAUGGUGAGGGGUGAAUUUAGAGUGAGUAAAACUCCAUUUUAAGGAAUAACUUAAGCUCUUUAUAUUCAGUAAGUAUGAAUCUGAGCAAGAUAUAUAAAAGACAGGUGAUGGAUAAUUCCCUUAAUGUUACGAUAUGACUUUAUCCUACAUAAUAUUGCCCAUAUGUAGUGGUGUACAUUAAAAGAGAAAUGUGGAGAUCAGAUUUACUUGAUUUAGUUUCUAUUGUCUUUUCUCUAAAUUGAGUGUUGGGCAUUAUACAAACAUACUUUAAAAUUGUCAAGAUUUAAGAAGAUGCUGUAGUGUUCAUGAUUUCCAAUUAAACUUACAUGGAACAGUUUUUUGAUUGGAGAAAAUAUGCACACCAUUUGUUCUCAACACUUGUGAAUUUUGUCAGAUUCACAGCACCCAGAAACAAAAGAGCAGAUGGUGAUAUACUGUUCCAAAAACAAAGUUCAUACCUUUACCAUAUAUUUAAGACACAAGAUGGCUCUGGCAUCUACAUGGUUACAGGCUUUCCAUUUUUAUAAAGGAGGUAAAGAUUUUUAUUUGAUAUAGGAAGGACCAUUGUGGUCUUGAGUUCCAUUAAUCCAAAUGCAUAAAAUAAAUCUGAUGAUUAGUUCUACACUACACUGGAAGCUAAAUUAAUGCUUUAGAGUAAAAGAGCUUGCCAGAGCUUGUAGCAUAUAAAAUAUUUGGAAAGUGUAAUAUGUAAUCUUUCAAGCCUAAAUCAGUUGACUUUGUGAAAGGGGUAUCUUCAAGGCUUUGGAAUACCUAAGGGUAUCAUUCCAUGCAAGCUACUUUUUACACCACAUUUGUGAAACAUCAGAGAUUGGGAGGAAAACAGUAGCUGAGCAUAAAUGUGGUAUCAUUGUUAUGUAAAUAGCCAUUGAAUUUUGAUGUAUAUACAAUAUUAGAUUCUAAUAAAUUCUGAAGCAGUGGCAGGUCUUGUGAAACAGAUGUUUAUAUUGUCUCUCUAUCUCACUCCUCAGUUUUAUGGUGGGCAAGGACAGUAUAAUUAUUUUCACAUAUUUAUGUGAGUUUCCAGCAGUGUGUGAUAUUCUCAUUAAAGUUGAUUUUUCUUAAUUAUUUUUUAAGCAAGUUUUUUUUCCCGUGAUAAUUAUUAAUGGUUUGUUUCACAAUUUUGUAACAUUUCUUGUAGUAGUGGUACUAGUGAUAACAUUACCAUUAGUAUUAUUACUACUCAAGACUCUUUUGUAACCACACUACAGCUGUUAAUAGUUACUUUUAAAUGAAAAUCUUAUUGUGUGUUUAAACUGGUUUUGCAGUAUACUUUAGUUUUUUUCAUUGUAUGUCAAUGUGACAAUG
This is a messenger RNA of Penaeus monodon (black tiger shrimp), 3658 nucleotides long. It is a transcript of the gene Tango11, whose product is annotated as transport and Golgi organization protein 11-like. NCBI's taxonomy places the organism in Eukaryota, Metazoa, Arthropoda, Malacostraca, Decapoda, Penaeidae. The transcript is spliced from 12 exons. The record is from RefSeq and is a predicted model, not a curated record. The coding region runs from base 1 to 1050 and encodes 349 amino acids.